GAUUUGAUGUCCCCCAUGUUCUGCUGUUUCAGCUGUGGUGAUGACAGGUUCUUCCAGACUGUGUGUGAAUCCAUCCCUGUGAGGUCCAGAGAGGAGGACCAGCAGUUGGCCUCUCUCCUCCAGGCCUUGGGCUCCACCCUGUCACUGGGAGGAGUGUUACCCAGGAAAACCUGCAGGUCUGUGGGGAGAGUCCUGGGUCUCUGUGCCUCCAGAGUGGACCUCACUCUCACCCCCAGCAAGAUCUCUCUCCAAGGAGCCGCACUUCUUUUGAGACAUAAGUCAAAGCUCCACAAGCUCAGGCUGAAUGUGGGCGUGGCAGUGAAACUGUCCAGACUGGUUAGGAGGACAGGGAGAGGUGCUACUCCACUGACUGUCCCAGAACUCUCCCUGGUCCUAAAGAGCAGCCAGCCACCAGAGAGAGUGUUAUCCAGGGCUCUGAGUAGUGUGGCGUCCCUGCUGAGAAUCUGGAGGGUUCAGUGUCUGGACCUGACUGACUUCUGCAUCCAGGGUCACUCUCUCAUCACACUGCUGUGUCACCAGGGACCUCUCUCUCUCAGACUAAACUCAGACACUCUGCAGCAGCUGACUGUAGUUGUGUAUGAAGCUCAGGACAAGGACUUGACUCAGUGGUUCCUGGAGAAGGUUGGUGGAGACCUGACCUCCUGCAGGCUGGACUGGGAAGUGCUUCUCUCUCUGCUGCAGCAUUCAACCCACAACAUCACUGUGGACCUCAGGAAGAACCGGCUCCUAGAGAAGAACAGCUCACAUCUUCUCCCCUUUCUGGGAAGGGUUACUCUCAAGAGGUCCAGUUCCAGCUUUGUAAAGUCCUCCAUCAGACAGAUCUAUGACAGUAGAGACAGUGACUGUGUGUCCAGUUUGUUGAGGUCUUCAGACCAUUGGAUCAACCUGAACAGCAGAGAGCUGGACAGAGUGGACUGUACCGCUCUGUGUUUUACCCUGCAGCACAGCCACCAAGUCAAAGUCAACCUGCUGUGGACCUCCAUACCACCGGGGGAGAUAGAGAGCAUCCUGCCUCUUCUGGACAGAGUCUCCCAACUCAGUGUUGACAGGAGGUUACUGCUGAGUUUCCUCCAGUGCUGUGCUGCCUCUCAGGUCCAGCAGGGGGCACCAUCAUCACCACCAACAGCAGUAUGGCUGCUCAGGUCUCUGCACUACAGACUGGACUUCUCCUGCUCCUCCUCUGUGGACCUGGCAGCUCAGGACCAGGGGGAGGCUCUGUGUCUGACCACUGACCAUUGCAAGGCCAUCAACUCUGUUCUGAAGCAGAACCAACUCGGCACCCAGCUGGUUCAGAACCAGGUCCAGAUCAUCCUAAGAGACUGUGAGGUGGAGGACAGAGCACUGAGGGAGCUGCUUCCCAUCCUGCAUAUUGUCAAGCUGAGUCCCAGCAAAGCUCUGCUACUUCAGCUGCUGGACCUUGUAUGUGAGGGGAUUGAAGAGGGGCUGCUGAGGCAUGCAGAGUCCCUGUGCAGAGCCCUGGAUGGGGAGCUGGACCUCAGUGAGACCAGGCUGGACCAGAAGGCCUGUGGAUCUCUGGCCCUGGUUCUGGAACACUCAGAGGGUCUGUCAGAACUGGACCUCAGCCACUGUCAACUCACAGACCACCAGCUACAGCCCCUGAUCACACACCUGCAUAAAGUACAAGUCCUGGACCUGAGCCACAAUGACAUCACUGAUGCUCUGACUGACAGAAUUCUCCAACUGGUCUUUACCAACACUUCAAUACACACCAUACGACUCUUCAACAACAGAAUCCAGGACAGAAGACCCUUCCUGACAGACAAGAGGUUUGAGAUCUGGUGAAACAACAUCAGGUCUUUGUCCAGGAAGAGAAGGCUGAAUCCAGGACAGAAGGUCCUUCCUGACAGACAAGAGGUUUGAGAUCUGGUGAAACAACAUCAGGUCUUAGUUCGGGAAGAGAAGGCUGAAUCCAGGACAGAAGACCCUUCCUGACAGACAAGAGGUUUGAGAUCUGGUGAAACAACAUCAGGUCUUAGUUCAGGAAGAGAAGGCUGAAUCCAGGACAGAAGAUCCUUCCUGACAGACAAGAGGUUUGACAUCUGGAGAAGAUAAUGCUGUAUAAUAACAGGAUAAUGUGGUCAAUGUAGAAGAUCUGGUGAUGAUAAUGUUGUAUAAUGACACUAUAAUGUGACAAUGUAGAAGGCUGGUUUGAGAUCUGGAGAAGAUAAUGCUGUAUAUUAACAGGAUAAUGUGGUCUAUGUAGAAGGCCGGUUUGACAUCUGGUGAUGAUAAUGUUGUAUAAUAACAGGAUAAUGUGGUCAAUGUAGAAGGCUGGUUUGAGAUCUGGUGAUGAUAAUGUUGUAUAAUGACACUAUAAUGUGACAAUGUAGAAGGCUGGUUUGAGAUCUGGUGAUGAUAAUGUUGUAUAAUGACACUAUAAUGUGACAAUGUAGAAGGCUGGUUUGAGAUCUGGUGAAGAUAAUGUUGUAUAAUAACAGGAUAAUGUGGUCAAUGUAGAAGGCUGGUUUGACAUCUGGUGAAGAUAAUGCUGUAUAAUAACAGGAUAAUAUGGUCAAUGUAGAAGGCUGGUUUGAGAUCUGGUGAAGAUAAUGUUGUAUAAUAACAGGAUAAUGUGGAACAUAAACUGAUAGAACAUUUUAAUACAAAAGACACACAACAAACUAGUUGUUCCAGCUGGAACAGUCUGAUCAUGUAUAAACUACAGUCAACAGACUCAAUAAAGAGAUUCUCUGCUA
Messenger RNA from Oncorhynchus tshawytscha (Chinook salmon), 2738 nucleotides. RefSeq names its product protein NLRC5-like. Gene Ontology annotation, molecular function: protein binding. The record is from RefSeq and is a predicted model, not a curated record. The coding region runs from base 7 to 1824 and encodes 605 amino acids. Lineage: Eukaryota; Metazoa; Chordata; Actinopteri; Salmoniformes; Salmonidae. The transcript is spliced from 8 exons.